Molecule: messenger RNA, 3096 nt
Organism: Jaculus jaculus (lesser Egyptian jerboa)
Lineage: Eukaryota; Metazoa; Chordata; Mammalia; Rodentia; Dipodidae
Gene: Tspyl5
Product: TSPY like 5
Exons: 2
Coding region: 85-1332 (415 amino acids)
Biological process (GO): nucleosome assembly
Cellular component (GO): chromatin; nucleus
Molecular function (GO): chromatin binding; histone binding
Source: RefSeq, a predicted model, not a curated record
AGGCCCGCUCUACGGGGGAAGGGAAGCUGACGCCGGGGGCGGCGCGGUCGGAGCGUGGCUUUGAAGUCGGUUCCAACUGCCACCAUGAGCGGCCGUAGUAGGGGUCGAAAGUCCUCCCGUGCGAAAAGCCGGGGUAAAAGCCGUGCCCAAGGCGGAGCCUGCGCUGCUGCCGACGACGACGCCCGGCGCGACGCGACCCCGCCGCCGCAGUCGCGGAGGCCCGGGGAGGACACGGCGGCGGCGCAGGUGCAGGCCGGCGCGGGGCGGGGUGGCCUGGAAAGCGCUGCGCCGGGUGACGCGGCGGCCUGCGGGCUCCCGCUGGACUGUGGCCUCGCGCUGCGGGCCCGAACUGCUGCGGACCGCGGCCUGGCCGCCACCGACCCGGGCCCUGCAAAGGCCACGUCGCUCGCCCAGCGCCUGGCAGGAGACUCCGUCUUCGUAGGAACUGUGGGAGCUUUGGCAAGGCCGAAAAAUGGUCCCCACGGUGGAAAUCGGCGCGUCCCGUUGGGGAAGAAGGUUCCAGAAGCCCGUAGCUUCCCCAUGGGCAGGGGAGCUCAGGUCGUACUCGGUGGGAAGGCCAACAAAGGACCCCCGGCUGGGCAGUGUGCCACCGGGUCAGUGGUGGGGGAGGAAAAGAAGGUGAUGGAGAGCCGCGCAGGGUCAGGGCCUCCCGCCACCGAAGGCAGCAUGGACACCCUGGAGACGGUCCAGCUGAAGCUGGAGACCAUGAACGCCCAGGCCGACAGGGCCUAUCUCAGGCUCUCCCGCAAGUUCGGCCAGUUGCGACUUCACCACUUAGAACGCAGAAACCUCCUUAUUCAAAGUAUCCCUGGCUUCUGGGGGCAAGCUUUCCAGAAUCACCCCCAGCUGUCAUCCUUCCUGAAUAACAAAGACAAGGAGGUCCUAGGCUACUUGAAUAAAUUGGAGGUGGAAGAGCUUGGCCUUGCCAGAUUGGGCUACAAAAUCAAGUUCUACUUUGGUCAAAACCCCUAUUUCCAAAAUAAGGUGCUCAUCAAGGAAUACGGCUGUGGGCCAUCUGGUCAGGUGGUGUGUCGUUCAGUUCCCAUCCAGUGGCUUCCAGGUCAUGAUCUACAAUCCCUAAGCCAGGGAAGUCCUGAAAACAAUCCGAGCUUCUUUGGGUGGUUUUCGAACCACAGCUCUAUCGAGUCUGAUAAGAUUGUUGAGAUAAUCAAUGAGGACCUGUGGCCCAAUCCUCUACAGUACUACCUUAUGAGUGAACCGCCCCGUGGAGAGAGAGGCAAGGAAGGAAAGUCAAGUCUGGCAAAGCAGCCAGUGAAGGCUCCUGAGCCUGGGAUGAACCAGUCUCGCUGACUGUCCAUAGCUCUUCCCUGACACCUCCUGCUGUAUCUGUUAGUCUGGCCCCAUGUGUUUGGCUGGCUUUCAUGUCGUCCUCUGCAUACUGAAGCCCCGCUGGACUCCAGCUACGAGAUUUAUGACCCUGUUCUUUUACUUCCCCAUUGGCCUUUGGACUUUUUCACAAUUUUACAUGAUCUUACCUCACCCUUAGAGUUUCUGUGUUAAGUACGUCAGUUAAUGGUUGCUUUUCUCUACGUUGACUGGACUCUGUUCUUAGUUCUGGCCUACGGGGGUCUCCUGCUGACUCCUUUGAUACUCAUUGCCCCCUGGAUGCCCAGCCCCCAGCUUUCCCACUUAGCAGUCCUUCCUUGUCCUUGCUUGUACAGCCAAAUGCCUGCAGGUGUAGUGAGGUUCCCAAGAUGCUCCUGGGGCAUGAGGAUGGGCAUAGGCAGUCUGUGAUAGUUCUUCACAUUUCUGGUGAGUGUGAAAAUAGUUGGGUUCUUCCUGCCCAAGCUUGUUUGUGGUCUCUGUUUCUUCUCAGGCCGGCAACCUGCCCUUUCCCUUAAUCUCCCUUCCCUUAUGAAAGACUUCAUUCUAAGGACUCAGAAUUAUAGUGAAGGAAUCCCAGGCAGGGGAAUUGGGGCAAGAAUGUAGAGCAGGAUGAGCCAGGUCUUGGGUGUUGAGUGGGAAGAAUAGACAGAAAUGGCUUGAGAAGUUGUAAGAGAGUAUGUCUGUCUCAGUGAUUGAGGACGCAGGUGGGACCUUCCUCCCUAUUGGGAAGGAAAAAAUAAAGGGGUUGUUGGUGAAUAGGUUGCCUUGGUGAAGUGAAGAUAGGUCAAAUGUUUUGUCUAAUCUGUUUCUCAUCGUGAGUGGAUUUUUUUUUUUUUGAAUCCCAGACAAGCCAAAGCCAGAUAUUCUUCAUAUGCUUUCUCUUGUUACUGAUGUGGCUGUGUGUGUGUGUGUGUCUGUGUAGACCAAUGCUAUGUGCUGUGUAUAUUACCUUGGAGUAAAAUCUUACCACUUUCCCUAUUGCCUACUUGGAAAAACAGAGCUGUGGAAGUUUUUUUAUUUCUUUUAGAAAAAAAAUCUGCAUUGCUCUUUAUCUUGGACAUUUUCAGAAACAAGUGGAGAGGAUGGUCUCUAGACCUUGUGUCAUCAGUUACAAUCAACUUAAUGUCAUCUGUAGUCCCCUGUUCUAUCUGUAUUGCUUAUUGAAAGUCUAAGACACUGUGCCAGUUCAAUGAGGGCUACUUUGAGAGAUUGGCACUCUGGUGGUCAUAGUUGUGGGGCAUACUAUUAUUACAUGAAGUUUGCUGUUUUGCUAUGAAUUAGUGACAUUUCAGAAAUUGGCCUUAGAAAUGAGUCUUCAGAAUUGAGACCCAGGGUGAUAAGCAGGAUAUUCCCUUUCCUUCACAUUCACAAAGAAAGAGACCAGUUUGCAGUAAAACGUCUAGACCCUGGUGUAAGGUACUUCAGACACUUCACCAUAAUACCAAUCUUUUUUCCUGUUGUAACACGGAGACUUUUAUGAGUUAUUAGGACUGCUGUUAGUAUGUUCUGGCCUCAUAAAUUACUACUCUGUCUCAGAAAUAUAAUUUGGAAAUUGUUGCUGUGUUCUGUGAAAAUAACCUCCACAAAGUCAUUACUAAGUGGUGGUUGUACUUGAUAAUUUGACACCCUGUUUCUUCUGUUUCUGUUCCUCUGUUCUUAACCAGCACAAAUAAUUGUGAGUUUGCAUGUAUGAUGGAAAAAUAAAAAAAAAAAACACAAAAAACUUUA